CCUCGCGAUAAUAUCAGUUCUAUACCUAGCUGAAGGUCCAAAACAAACACUACAUCAUGCCAUCCUGACCUCCCGCAAACAAGAAUAUCCAGCCAGGGAAAGAAAAAAAAAAGAAAUAAAAAACACCUCCCUCAAACCUCCCAAAAAUGCCUCCACGCGCCUUCACAAACCCAGCCCCCAAAACUGAAUCCGCCCGCAACGCCCUAACCGCCUUCACCUGCACCCUCUGCAACAAAUCCUACUCGCGCCACCCGGAGUACGAAGCGCACAUCGGCUCCUAUGACCACCAGCACCGUAAGCGGCUGCGCGAUCUGAAGCAGCUGUCGCGCGACCCACUGGCGGCGGAGAGGGCGCGGAGGGAGGAGCGGAAGAGGGAUGAGGAGGCGGGGAUUGUGAGGGUGGAGGUCUCGGGGGGUGGUGGUGGUGGUGGUGGGAUUGGUGGUGGCAGUGCGGGCACGGGAGGAGGGUUUAAGAAGGGCGGGUUUAAGAGUUCGUUUACGGCUGUUGGGGGUGGGGUGGGGAAGGGGGUUGGGAAGAAGAAUCCGUUGGGAGAAGAGGAGGAGGAGGGCGAGAAGGAGGGGCCCCAGGAGGGGGGGAGAGGUCGGGGUACCACCGCUUCGAUUGGUAAAGGUGAAUCGUUGGCUGCGAGGCGAGGGGAUGCGGAUGCGGAUGCGGAUGCGGAGAGUGAGACGGAUGAGGAGGUGGAGGUCGGUGGGUAUUAUGACCCGAGGAGACCGACGGGGUGUUUUGCGGGAUGCGCUGGGGUGGGGAUUGUUCCGGCUAUAUGAAAUGUGGGAUAUGGGUAUGGAUGUGGUGUAGUGUUUUCGAUUUUUUCAUGCGUUUUCUGGAUUACUGGGUGUUUAUGGAUGGAAUGGGAUGGGAUAUAUAGAUAUAUAUGGAUGAUAUUAUGUCGGCGUUACAUAAAUGGACGGGAUAAUUCUGCCUAAACUAAGACCACAUACCUAAUAAUAUACUUCCUUUCUAAGAUGGUCAUGUUCUCCUUCCCUCCCAAAGAAUCGUUGCCAUGCGCAUGUCUGCUAUACAUAUAUCUAAACCUAUAUUUCCACACUUUGCGACUCAACCACUCAGGUGAAACCCGGCUCAUAACUACUAGUUACGUUCCAACCUAAUCCCGUCG
This is a messenger RNA of Blastomyces dermatitidis ER-3, 1138 nucleotides long. RefSeq lists its product as uncharacterized. NCBI's taxonomy places the organism in Eukaryota, Fungi, Ascomycota, Eurotiomycetes, Onygenales, Ajellomycetaceae. Bases 147 to 788 code for a protein of 213 amino acids. The record is from RefSeq and is a predicted model, not a curated record. The transcript has 2 exons.